AGAGAGCUGGGCGGUUUCACGUCGUCCGUAUUUAUAUACACACUCAUCCGCACUACGUAUUACUGUACAUCUUUCCUCUAGGUGCAGUAGUAUACAUGGACCGGAUAUCUCUCCAUCCGAUAUAGAGACGAGUAGUUGUGGCUGGUGCUUCAUUCAGUUCGUCAAUCUCCGUCGAGCAAACAACUCCUCCAGCUGAUUUUUAUUAGACGUGUCCGAUCUCGUCCGUUUGAGAGUUUCAAGUUCAAACAAGUUUACGCCAUCAGGAAAAUUUUAAAAGUGCCGUGAUUGUUGGAAUAGUUUCGACAGGGACAAAUUAACUUUUGAGCUGAUAUUUAUUGACUGUCCGUCGGGUUUUUGCUAUUGCGGAUGGACGCAACUCUUCCGGUGGAUCUGAGACGAUUCAGACUCGUCGUCGAGACGUCGUUCAAAAAAAUCGCCCACCAGCGUCCAGUAGCAAAUCAAGACAUGGAAGUCAAUGUGGAAUCAGACGGUGGUCCGUUCGUGGCCGGAAUUGGCAAAGUGUCGCCUUCGCCCUCAGCAGUCACGGCCUCUUCCAUCCAGCAGGAGGAAUCGAUGCCGACGGCAGUCCGAACAGAGCACCACCACCAACAGCAACAACAACAACAGCAGCAACACAGGUCACUCAAGUUCAGCGUUGAAAACAUUUUGGACCCGACAAAAUUCACCGGCCACCAGCACAGUCAACUGCCACCUCGUCUCAACAACAACAUCUUCCAGCAUCCGAUCCAGCACAUCCAUCACCACCAUCCGCUGUUCAACCAUCCAGGAGGGCAUCACCCGUGGGUCUUGCCCGUCAAUCCGGCCAAUCUGUUGCAUCACCAGCAGCAUCUCCAGCACCAUCACCAGCAGCAAUUGCAGAAUCAAGUCCACCACCAUCACAUGGACGUACACAGCACAUCCGUCGAGUCGGAGGACAGUCUCUACGACCGCAGCAGCGACCUCGAAUCAGAGAGGAGCUAUCGGGCCCGAUCCAUUACCAGUCACAAAGGAUCGUCGGGGGACGAUGACGACUGUGACGACGGAGUGGAAGAUGAUGAAGAUUGCGACGACGACGAUGAGGAUGAAGAUGACGACGACGACGAUGACGAAGAUACGGAAGUGGACAUGGACGAUUGCGACGAAGUCAACGACCCGGCCGCUGUCCUCAUUCGACUGGGCAACGUCGGCGGAGACGAUCUGCUCAUGGGCGACGGCGGCAACAAGAUGGUGGCCGCCGCCGAGCUGCUCCAGCAACAGAUGGAAUCUUCCGGCCGGAAGAACAAACUCGACAAGAAGAACAAGAAGAAGAAAAAGAAGAAGAAGAAGAAGAACAACAGCAUGGCCAUGAUCAAUUCCAUUUGCUCCUCCGAGGACAACAACGGCAAACACAACAGCGGCGCCGGCAGUUGCACCGGCUCGGCCAACGGAGGCGAUCGAGGCGGAAGCGGAGGAGGGAAGCCGAGACGGGCCAGAACGGCCUUCACCUACGAGCAGCUCGUCGCAUUGGAGAACAAAUUCAAAACGACGCGCUACUUGUCCGUCUGCGAGCGACUCAACUUGGCCCUGCAAUUGUCGCUGACGGAAACUCAGGUGAAAAUUUGGUUCCAAAAUCGGCGCACCAAAUGGAAGAAACAGAAUCCAGGGCUGGACGUCAACUCGCCGCCCAGCAGCAGCAAUCCACCCGGCGGCCAUCAGCAGCAGCACUCGCCCGUCUACGGCCAGCAACAGCAGCAGCCGGGCAACGGAGGUGGCCAGCAGAGUUCUCCAUACUCGGCCGGACUAGUCGGUUCCAUGAUGUACAAUCCGCAUUACCUGGCCAGCGCGGCCGCUCUGCCGUUCCUCCUGGGCAACGCCAACGGUGGAGGAGGAGGACACCCUUGCUUCCACCACAUUGGCCAUUCGUGAUCAAUUCUUCGUUUAGUUUUUUAGGUAAAUAAAAAGGACAAAUCAAGUCUCAUCAUUUUAUGUUUGUUUCAUUAUCUCACCUCUCUCAACUGUUGUGUAAUUGGACUCUUAUAUCCGUUUGUUAUAUCACGUGAUUGUGUACAUAAUAAUACAAGACGAUGACACACAA
Daphnia pulicaria is the source of this 2074-nucleotide messenger RNA. Its product is annotated as homeobox protein slou-like. Gene Ontology annotation, molecular function: DNA-binding transcription factor activity, RNA polymerase II-specific; RNA polymerase II cis-regulatory region sequence-specific DNA binding. Lineage: Eukaryota; Metazoa; Arthropoda; Branchiopoda; Diplostraca; Daphniidae. The record is from RefSeq and is a predicted model, not a curated record. Gene Ontology annotation, cellular component: nucleus. Gene Ontology annotation, biological process: regulation of transcription by RNA polymerase II; cell differentiation. The coding region runs from base 367 to 1905 and encodes 512 amino acids. The transcript has 2 exons.